This is a messenger RNA of Schistosoma intercalatum, 2903 nucleotides long. The record is from the annotation of a GenBank genome assembly. Lineage: Eukaryota; Metazoa; Platyhelminthes; Trematoda; Strigeidida; Schistosomatidae.
AAGGCGAUACCGCGCGAUUUCAACUGAUAUCUGAUAGUAGAUGGGCGUCCUGUUUAUCUGAUUGGGUCAAAGAUACUCAUCUGCUUUAUAGUCUUUGAUAUUCUUCUCAACGUUUGAAGUUUUGCUUUUCCUAACUGAUGGAGGAUGACUUACAACGUAAAGUCAUCAAACAACGUUUAAAGCAGUUUUAUGGAAGUAAUACAAACAACUCACUGGUUGAUCAGAAUGAUCCUUUAAAUAUUGACAGUCCAUCCUUCGACCCACAAUUGUACUUGGAUAAAAGUCUUAAGACUAAAGACCUUUCUGAUCUAAUAUCAGAAGAAAAGGCCCUAACCGAUCAGAUUCGCAGUCUGGAUUCCGACAUGCAAACACUAGUAUAUGACAACUACAGCAAAUUCAUUAGUGCAACCGACACCAUUAGAAUGAUGAAAUCUAAUUUCAGUUACGUCCAGGCCGAAAUGAAUUCAUUACUUCAAAAUAUUGCCUCCAUUGUUUCAGUUUCUGGUACGAUUAAUGGAAAUUUAGCUGAUAAGAGAAAGAAACUGGGUACACUGACAACUACCCAGUUGACUCUAAACAAACUAAACUACUUAGUUGAACUCCCAGUCAGCUUAAGGAAAUAUAUGAACAAGUGUGAUUGGGAUCAAAUUGUACUUGACCUUAAUAAAGCGAAAUACAUUUUAAAGAGUUAUCACAAUACUCCAUCUUUUAAGAAUAUUCGUGAGGACUGCGCUGAGAUAGUAUCGGAAAUUUGUUCGAAACUAUGGCGUCAAUUUGAUGAGUCUAGCGAUAUGGCUGAGUGUUCUAAUCGUCUAAAAAUUCUGCAGCAGCUUGGUUUCUCGAGACGAAAAUUGUCAAAAGCGAUAUUACGUUUGGCUAAACGUCAAGUAUCUCAACGUUUAGCUUAUAUUAAGACUUUGGUGUGUGAAGGAGACAAGCGAAGUGUUCAGAAAGAAGAAACCGUUGGUUCUGCUGAAAACAUUGCGAAUCCAUUUGUCCAAGAGUCUUCUUCUGAAGAAAUGGACGUAUUAUACUUCGCCAAUCUCAUAACGGAUUCUGUCCUCAUUAAGCUUUCUGAAUUUAUUGGACUACUGGCCGAUUUUUAUUUCACAAAGUCAGAUGAAAGUGAACUUAUCGAUACUAUUUUGGAUGUCAUUUCUGGUAAAACAGAAAAUAGUGCCUCAGAAAUCGAUGAUGGUUCUUUUGAGGAAAAUUUGUCAAAUUUGGUUGAAGAACUGAUGCAUGAAUUUUUUAUUUUGGUUCGAACUCGUUUUGAAUCGGAAAGCACAAAUAAUGAUGUCAAUUUGUUGAUAAGAGCUUUGGAUCGUAUUCACUGUCGAGUACAAACCUUUAAUCGGUCACUGUUAACAUCAGUUACUUCUGUAGAUUUUGAAGGUGUGCUAUUGGAUGAUUUAAGUCCUGAAUCGCUAUCUAUAGUGAAUCGAUUCUCUUUACUUACUAAUCAGUUUUCAAAGUCGGCUCUGGAAAUAAUUAAUCAAGUUGCUCGAAUGCAAACUACUUAUUACUUUGAUAUAUUAUGCCAAAAUGCAGUUGAAUCAUUUACGGAUCUCCGACAUAAACUGGCUAGUCAUGGAUUACAAACAUCGAAUUCAACUAAUGAAGAAGUCAACAAAGUGAACAAGAUUGGAAAUAACAAUCAUCAACUUUCAUCACUUUUAGAUGCUCUCAGUUCGUCACUUGUUUCACAGUUGCGCGAUGUACUAAAAGCGGAAGAGGCUUUCCUUAGUACUAAUAGUACAUUUUCUAGUAGACCACAAUUUCGUAAUUCAUUUUGCAUUGAUCAAAUUAGAGAAGGACUUAUCGUUGGUUACUUAAAUUUUCUUGUUCAAUUUCUUAGUGAUCUAGCUAAGACAGCUGUAUGCAAAAUUCCGGGUCCUAUUUUACUAACACUUGGAAAAUUAUGUUUAAUGUGGGCUGAUUCUGGUACAGUUGGACAUUUGAUUUCUCUGGCCGACGAUUUUAUACUUUUCGGCUCACAAACUAAAGAAUCAAAAAAGGAAGAUUUUAAUACAGAGAAUGGUAACAGAUCACUCACUACUCCAAAAGAUGUAUCAAAUCGUUUCAGGUCUACUGGUAACGAGCUUCUAGUUGCUUUUGUUCGCUUAGAAGGUACAAAUUUGGCACAACUGCUUCGCAAGAGUGUUGAAGCAAGGGAUUGGCUGAAAAAUUUGGAACCACGUACAGUUCGUUCUGCAGUUAAAAGAGUGAUAGAAGAUUUAGCAUCACUAGAUCAACAAGUCAGCCAGCUGUUUUCAUCAAAUACUCGUAAUCGUGAUCGUAUUUCUGAUUCACGUUCCAGUCGUAGUCUACGACCUAGCACUUCAUCACAUCUUAUAGACGCUACACGAACUGGAAGUUCAAGUCAAGGAUUUCAUUCUCCUGACUUAGAUCCAACUCUAGCUACUCAUUUACGCCGUUUAUUUACGCAAAGAGUUGAUAUUUUUACUGCAGUUGACGCGAAUCGGGAAUCACUACUUUUGGGUGUCAUUAAAAUAGGUUUAAAGACUUUGAUAGAGUGUGCACGUUUACAAACAUUUGGUCGUUACGGUCUACAACAAAUACAAGUUGAUUGCCGAUAUUUACAAAUUCAUUUGUGGCAUUUCGUAAAUGAUGAAAAGCUUAUUUGUAUGUUACUAGAAGAUGUGAUCUACAGUGUUGUUCAGCGUUGCGUUGAUCCAUGUUUCAUGGAAGAGAGUGUUGUCGAAGCGAUUUGUGAUCGAGCAUAAAGUUAAUUAAUUAUUGCUUAAUUCUUGAUAAUAACCAUUUUGUUCUCGAGUUGAAGAAGAAAAUAAUCAGUGCGUAACUUCUUUUUUUCGGUGAUAUUCUUUCAUCAAUGAUUGUGGGAUAUUUUCAUCCGUUUAUUAUUAUUAUUAUUAUUAUUA